AUGUUCGGCUUCGUGGAUUCAAGGACUGUUCUGCUACUUGUAGCAUCCCAGGUUGUUUUACUCGCCGUGGUCAGAUGUCAGGAAGAAGACGACCAGGAGGCAGGUGGCUGCAUCCAGGACGCCCAGCAGUAUAAUGAUAAGGAUGUGUGGAAGCCAGAGCCGUGUCGUAUCUGUGUGUGCGACAGCGGAUCGGUUCUGUGCGAUGAGAUAAUCUGCGAGGAGAUCAGAGAGUGUGCCAACCCCAUCAUCCCAUCUGGAGAGUGCUGUCCCAUCUGCCCUGCUGAUGCCAAGACAUUCGGUGCUAAGGGCCAGAAAGGUGAACCAGGAGAGAUCGCUGAUGUUGUAGGACCAAGAGGACCAGCCGGCCCUGUGGGCCCAUCUGGUGAGCAAGGAGUGCGUGGAGAAGCUGGUGCCAAGGGUGAUCUGGGAAAUGUUGGACCUCGAGGAAGAGAUGGUGAGCCCGGUAUCCCCGGUAACCCCGGACCAGCUGGGCCACCCGGACCACCAGGGCUUGGAGGGAACUUUGCUGCUCAGAUGGCUGGAGGCUUCGACGAGAAGUCCGGAGGUGCUCAGAUGGGUGUGAUGCAAGGACCAAUGGGUCCUAUGGGUCCUCGUGGUCCCCCUGGACCUUCCGGAGCUCCUGGACCUCAGGGAUUCCAAGGUGGACCCGGUGAGGCUGGAGAGCCUGGUGCAGCAGGGCCAUUGGGACCCCGUGGAGCAUCUGGACCUUCUGGAAAAUCAGGAAGUGAUGGAGAGGCUGGCAAACCUGGCAAAGCUGGUGAGCGUGGACCUGCAGGGCCUCAGGGCGCUCGUGGAUUCCCUGGAACUCCUGGACUUCCUGGAAUUAAAGGACACAGAGGUCACUCUGGUCUGGAUGGAGCUAAGGGAGAGAAUGGUGCUGCAGGAGCCAAGGGUGAGUCUGGUGCCUCUGGUGAAAAUGGUGCCUCUGGGCCGAUGGGACCACGUGGUCUGCCUGGUGAGAGGGGACGUCCUGGAGCUUCCGGAUCUGCUGGUGCCCGUGGAAAUGAUGGCUUGCCCGGUCCUGCUGGUCCACCUGGACCUGUUGGUCCAGCUGGAGCUCCCGGUUUCCCAGGAUCCCCAGGAUCCAAGGGAGAAGCUGGUCCUACUGGUGCCCGUGGAACUGAGGGCGCACAGGGCCCACGCGGAGAGGGCGGUACGCCUGGAUCUCCCGGACCUUCCGGAGCAUCGGGUAACCCUGGUACUGAUGGUAUUCCUGGCUCCAAGGGAUCUGCUGGUGCUUCAGGUAUUAGUGGUGCUCCUGGAUUCCCCGGGCCUCGUGGCCCACCUGGACCACAGGGAGCUACAGGACCUCUGGGGCCAAAGGGACAGUCUGGAGACCCUGGUAUUCCCGGAUUCAAAGGAGAAACUGGACCCAAGGGAGAGCUUGGACCUUCUGGGCCUCAAGGUCCCCCUGGCCCAAGUGGUGAAGAAGGAAAGAGAGGCGGCAGAGGAGAGCCUGGCGGUGCUGGACCACUCGGACCUCCAGGAGAGAGAGGAGCUCCCGGUAACCGUGGUUUCCCUGGUCAGGAUGGUCUUGCUGGUGCUAAGGGAGCCCUCGGUGAACGUGGUGUUCCUGGUGCUGCUGGGCCUAAAGGUGCUACUGGAGACAAUGGACGCACAGGAGAGUCCGGCCUUCCCGGAGCCAGAGGUCUCACUGGUCGUCCUGGAGAUGCUGGUCCUCAGGGAAAACUUGGAGCCUCAGGAACCCCUGGUGAGGACGGUCGCCCCGGCCCACCUGGUCCUCAGGGAGCCCGUGGACAGCCCGGAGUGAUGGGAUUCCCUGGACCCAAGGGAGCCAAUGGUGAAGCUGGAAAGGCAGGAGAGAAGGGUAUCGUAGGUCGUCCUGGUCUGAGAGGUCUGUCUGGAAAAGAUGGUGAGACUGGUUCUUCUGGACCUUCUGGGCCUGCUGGGCCUGCUGGAGAGAGAGGAGAGCAAGGAAUGCCUGGACCUUCUGGCUUCCAGGGUCUGCCUGGACCAUCUGGUUCCCCAGGAGAGGGUGGAAAACCUGGAGACCAGGGUGUUUCUGGAGAGGGCGGAACUCCUGGUGCUGUUGGACCUAGAGGUGAACGUGGUUUCCCUGGUGAGAGGGGUGGUGCUGGAUCUCAGGGUCUUCAGGGACCUCGUGGAAUUCCUGGAACACCUGGAACUGAUGGACCCAAGGGAGCCAUUGGACCAAAUGGUGCUGCUGGACCUCAGGGACCCCCCGGCCUGCAGGGUAUGCCUGGAGAGAGAGGAGCAGGUGGCAUCUCAGGACCCAAGGGAGACAGAGGUGACAACGGACAGAAGGGACCCGAGGGUGCUCCUGGAAAGGAUGGUUCUAGAGGUUUGACUGGUCCCAUUGGUCCACCUGGCCCAUCUGGACCAAACGGUGCUAAGGGUGAGACUGGACCUGGUGGACCUACUGGUGCUGGUGGUGCUCGUGGUGCUCCUGGUGACCGUGGUGAGGGCGGUCCUCCUGGACCUGCUGGUUUCGCUGGACCUCCUGGUUCAGAUGGUCAGCCUGGAGCCAAGGGAGAGCUUGGAGAGUCUGGACAGAAGGGAGAGGCUGGUACUUCUGGACCUCAGGGACCAUCUGGAGCUCCUGGACCUGUGGGACCUACUGGUGUAUCUGGACCUAAAGGAGCUCGUGGUGCUCAGGGAGCUGCUGGUUCCACUGGAUUCCCUGGUGCUGCCGGCAGAGUUGGAUCUCCUGGCCCUAAUGGUAAUCCUGGCUCUGCUGGUCCCGCUGGUUCUUCUGGCAAAGACGGACCAAAGGGUGCUCGUGGUGACAGCGGCUCCCCAGGAAGACAGGGAGACCCUGGUCUGCGUGGACUUGCUGGCCUUCAAGGAGAGAAGGGAGAGGCCGGAGAGGAUGGACCACCUGGUGUUGAUGGACCUUCAGGUCCAGCUGGUCUCGGUGGAUCCCGUGGUAUUGUUGGUUUGCCUGGUCAGCGUGGAGAGAGAGGCUUCGCCGGUCUCCCUGGACCUUCUGGAGAGCCUGGAAAACAGGGAGGUGCUGGUUCCGCUGGCGACCGUGGACCUCCUGGACCUGUCGGACCCCCUGGACUCACAGGACCUGCUGGAGAGCUUGGAAGAGAGGGUACCCCUGGAUCAGAUGGACCUCCUGGUAGAGAUGGAUCUGUUGGAGUCAAGGGAGAGCGAGGUAACACCGGUCCUGGUGGCGCCCCCGGAGCUCCAGGAGCCCCUGGUGCCUCUGGACCUGUCGGACCUCUCGGCAAGCAGGGAGACAGAGGAGAGUCUGGCGCCCAAGGACCUGCAGGAGCCUCUGGACCCGCUGGUGCUAGAGGAAUGGCCGGACCCCAAGGACCUCGUGGAGACAAGGGAGAGGCUGGUGAGACUGGAGAGAGAGGACAGAAGGGUCACCGUGGUUUCACUGGUCUGCAGGGUCUCCCUGGACCUCCUGGUUCCGCUGGAGAUUCUGGAAGUGCUGGACCUGCAGGCCCAAGCGGCUCUAAGGGACCUGCUGGACCCACUGGACCUGCUGGCAAAGAUGGAUCCAACGGUCUGCUCGGACCUAUUGGACCACCCGGACCUCGUGGUCGCUCUGGAGAAUCUGGUCCAUCUGGACCUCCUGGUAACGCCGGGCCCCCCGGUCCUCCUGGUCCUCCUGGUCCUGGCAUCGACUUGUCUGCCUUUGCCGGUCUGGGUCAUUCAGAGAAGUCCCCUGAUCCUCUCAGGUACAUGAGGGCCGAUGAGGCCUCCAGCUCCCUGAGGACGCACGAUGUUGAGGUCGAUUCCACACUCAAGUCCCUCAACAGCCAGAUUGAGAACCUGCGCAGCCCCGACGGCUCCCAGAAGAACCCUGCUCGCUCCUGCAGGGACCUGAAACUGUGCCACCCUGAGUGGAAGAGCGGUGAUUACUGGGUUGAUCCCAACAUUGGCAGCACCGCCGACGCCAUCAAGGCCUUCUGCAACAUGGAGACCGGACAGACCUGCGUCUACCCAAGCAUCGCCAAGGUGCCCAAGAAGAGCUGGUGGACUAGCAAGAGCAAGGACCGCAAACACAUCUGGUUCGGAGAGACCAUGAAUGGAGGAUUCCACUUUGACUACGCACAGGAGGGACCUGCUGCCAUCGCUGCCAGCGUCCAGCUGACCUUCCUGAGGCUUCUGUCCAAUGAAGCUUCCCAGAAUCUCACUUACCACUGCAAGAACAGCGUUGCCUACAUGGACCAGACCACAGGCAACCUGAAGAAGGCUUUGCUGCUGCAGGGCUCCAACGAUGUGGAGAUCCGCGCAGAAGGCAACAGUCGCUUCACGUACAAUGUGUUGGAGGAUGGCUGCAAGAAACACACAGACCGGUGGGGCAAGACCGUCUUUGAGUACAAAACACAGAAGACCUCCCGUCUGCCAAUCGUAGACAUUGCUCCUAUGGACAUCGGAGGAGCGGAUCAGGAGUUUGGAGUGGAAGUAGGAGCAGUCUGCUUCUUGUAA
Messenger RNA from Limanda limanda (common dab), 4452 nucleotides. RefSeq names its product collagen alpha-1(II) chain-like. Gene Ontology annotation, molecular function: extracellular matrix structural constituent; protein binding. The transcript is spliced from 54 exons. Bases 1 to 4452 code for a protein of 1483 amino acids. NCBI's taxonomy places the organism in Eukaryota, Metazoa, Chordata, Actinopteri, Pleuronectiformes, Pleuronectidae. The record is from RefSeq and is a predicted model, not a curated record.